GCCACAGCAAAUGCACCCAUUCCUGAAACAGAUGUAUGAGAAGGUGAGGACAAACUAAAUGAAAUAACUAAAGUAAAUGAAAUGAAAAAAAACUGUGCUCAUUACAUGGUAAUUUGCAAAUAGAAAAUUCCAAUUUGUGUUUCACUCAAACCAGGCUCUUACCAUGCAGAAAAAGCUCAGGCCAUAUCAAGCAACAGUCACCAACAGCAGAGAAGAGCAGUCCUCCCACGACACCCAGAAUACUCUGACCUCCAUUCCAGCUCAGCACUACUGCGGCCAAUAGGAGGACUGGUGCUGACUUGACACCUGCGGACAAGAUGGAUGUGGGCGAGUCAGGAGUCCACAGUUCCUGGAGUCGUGGGCCGGUACUUGUGCUUCAAGCUGGGAGACACAGCUCUGGAGGCGUGUGGGAUUUUUGGGACAUGGCAGCCAGCUCUUCUUCCCUGAGGAUUGGAGUCGUAGGAUAUGGACAUCUAGGGCAGUACCUGGUGGAGAGGAUCCUUAAAGAUGGAGCUGCUCAGGGUUUGACUCUGGCUUUUGUUUGGAACAGAAAUUCUGACAAGCUCAAAGGUUUAGUUCCUGAUGAACUCAUACUUGGUGAUCUAUCAUCUUUUGCAGACAGGCGAAGUGAUGUGAUUGUAGAAGUGUGCCAUCCUCAGAUUGUGACAGAAUUUGGGCUCCACUUCCUGUCUCAGUCUCAUUUUAUGGUGGGCUCUCCCUCUGCCCUCUCUGAUCCUGAUCUGAACAAGAGGCUUCGUCAGGCGGCUCAGCAGUAUGGUAGGACACUCUACGUCCCCAGUGGUGCAUUAUGGGGAGGCCAGGACAUCCAGAGGCUGAAUGAUAGUGGAGCCUUAAAGGCUUUGUUUAUAAGAAUGUCCAAGCACCCGUCCUGCUUCCGGCUAACAGGAGACGUCCUCUCUGACUGGACGGAGGGAGAGGGCAGGCGGAUUUUAUUCAGAGGCUCAGUGGCAGAGCUGUGCCCAAUGGCUCCUAACAAUGUUAACACCAUGGCAGCAGCAGCGGUGGCAGCAGGAACACUCGGCUUUGCCGGUGUUCAGGGGGAGAUUGUGUCUGACACAGCGUUAAGUGACUAUCAUGUGGUGGAGGUGGAGGUGACAGGGCCUGAUGGCUUCUCAGUACACACAGUGAGGAGGAAUCCAGCCAGACUCGGGGCUGUAACUGGCAGUGCAACAUACAACUCCUUCUGGAAUAGUUUACUCGUUUGCAAAGGUCACGGGGGCCGAGUUUACUUGUGCUGAAGCAGCUGAGGACUCCAGAGGAUUACCUAUAACACAGCAAGAGGAUCCACCGCAAAAUUCCAGAUAAAUUAGAUGGCUUAUGGUGGAUAAGUUGUGUGGAUGGUGGAUCACUGGAUCAGUAUGUUACUGAGAAUUUGAAAACCCUUGGAUAUUUGUGUUCCAAUAAACAGCAUGCACACAAACAAAGAAGAGCCAGUUAUCAUUUCUAAAACACUAACAGGUAGAUAUAUAUAUAUAUAUAUAUUUAAACUUUAUUAUAAGUUCAUCUGGUGCAAGAUUGUAACAAAUGAUAAAACUCUUACAGGGAGUGACAGUAUAUUCCUGG
Messenger RNA from Xiphias gladius (swordfish), 1584 nucleotides. RefSeq names its product aspartate dehydrogenase domain containing (gene aspdh). The record is from RefSeq and is a predicted model, not a curated record. The coding region runs from base 318 to 1259 and encodes 313 amino acids. The transcript has 9 exons. NCBI's taxonomy places the organism in Eukaryota, Metazoa, Chordata, Actinopteri, Istiophoriformes, Xiphiidae. Gene Ontology annotation, biological process: NAD+ biosynthetic process. Gene Ontology annotation, molecular function: L-aspartate dehydrogenase [NAD(P)+] activity; NADP binding.